Molecule: messenger RNA, 1272 nt
Organism: Dovyalis caffra
Lineage: Eukaryota; Viridiplantae; Streptophyta; Magnoliopsida; Malpighiales; Salicaceae
Source: the annotation of a GenBank genome assembly
AUGGACCGCGAAAAGCGGCAAUUCCUAGCCACACAAUCUGAAGCUUUGGCCUCAGGCAUUGGAGUGGAUAGACUAUGGACCCAUGCGUCAGCUUUGGUUUGGAAAGAAAUGUCCUACGUUGUUGUUUCUUGUACUGGUCUUGUGGCUGCCCUUGACUCAGCCUUACUUGCAUCAGAAGGCAAGGCUUUGCUUGAGAGUGGAUGGUGGAAUGGCUAUGACAACUUCACUUCACGUCGUUGCAGGUGGCCUGGUAUAUUUUGUAAUCAUGCUGGAAGCGUUAUUGAGAUUUCUCCACCUUCAGAGUUCCUCAAGGUGAGAAAUAAGUUUGGGGAGAUGAACUUUUCUUGCUUCUCAAACCUUGUCCGGCUCGAACUGGCCAACCAUGAGCUCAAUGGGACCAUCCCAUCUCAAAUCUAUAGCCUUCCAAAACUCAGGUACCUCAACCUGUCCUCAAAUAAUCUGACUGGCGAGUUACCUACUUCACUUGGAAACCUCAGCCGAUUAGUUGAGCUUGAUUUUUCUUUCAAUCAUUUCUUCACUUCCAUCCCUCCAGAACUAGGCAACCUUAAAAAUCUAGAGAUUUUGGACGUGAGUUAUAAUAAGCUUAAUGGUCCAAUCUCUCAAACAUUGGGUAGUUUAGCCAAGUUGAGGUCUUUGAACCUUCAUCGCAACCAAAUCAAUGGACCCAUCCCUUCAGAAAUAGGAAGUUUGACAAAUCUAGAAAAUUUGGAUCUUGGUUCUAAUAAACUAGUUGGUUCAAUUCGUCCUAUGUUGGGUCGUUUAUCAAAUUUGAGGAUCACUGGUCCAAUCCCUUCGGAAAUAGGAAAUUUGAAGAACCUAGAUAGUCUAUAUCUCAAUUCCAACUACAUCACUGGUUCAAUUCCUUUUGCCUUAGAUCUAUGUUCAAACAGAAUCAGUGGUUCAAUUCCUACUACAUUGGGUAGUUUAAGCUAUUUGAAAGAUAUAGACCUUUCUCGCAACCAAAUCGAUGGAUCUAUCCCUGUGGAAAUAGGGAACUUGGCAAAUUUGGUUUCAUUAGAUCUCAGUUUAAACAAGAUUAGUGGAAAUGGACAGCUAAAAGCAGCGAUUCUUGUAACUUCACUGAAAGCUGGAGAUGAUAGAAAUAUGGACCCAUGCAUCAGCUUUGGCUUGGAAAGACAGUACGAAACUACACAAGAAAGACCAGACGAACUUGACUUGGAACUAGCCUAUGAGAAUGCCAUGCACUCCAUUUAUUAUAAAUCUAGCGUUAUCAUCGAAGGCAAGCAUUAA